Messenger RNA from Oreochromis niloticus (Nile tilapia), 1471 nucleotides. RefSeq lists its product as uncharacterized. The record is from RefSeq and is a predicted model, not a curated record. Lineage: Eukaryota; Metazoa; Chordata; Actinopteri; Cichliformes; Cichlidae. The transcript is spliced from 4 exons. The coding region runs from base 225 to 1091 and encodes 288 amino acids.
GAGCAACACUCGUGGUUCUUAUGUGAGGGUGGGAGAAGAGAGCUCAUUUCAUCACUUUGACUGGACGACUUGCUCAUUUCACUGCUGCUAUAGGACUGAGAUAUCAAGCUGACUUUCAAAGAGACUGUGAUACUUGGUGUGAAAAGCAGGAAAUAUUUCUUUUUCCGUGUCUGUAAUUUUACAGGUCAGAAGCUGCAGCCUCAGCAGGCACUGAACUGCUCAAGAUGUUGAAAAAACUCCUGCAAUAUGCUCGUAGUGGAAAAAUCGGCACCACUGGCACAGGCUUUGGGAUUUUCUUCGCAUUUAUGUAUCUGCAGGCCAAGAUGUGCGCUUGCUCAGGCCACACUUUCGAUUGCAAUGAAAUGGUGGUCGUGCCUGUUUUUUUAAUAUUUUUCCUGGUGCUCCUGAUAGACCAGACAUUUCGGAGCACAGCGGAGCAUCCAUCCACGUUUUUAUGCAUUGUACUCAAGCGCGUUAUCAGAGCGUUUCUAAUCAGUCUGCUGUGGAUUGUAGCUGUGUUGCUUUUCACAGACUGGUAUAGCUGCUGUACCACUGAUGAAAAAAAGAGGAAGCUGUUCUGCGAACCUGAGGGUCUCACAGCUAAUGAAACAGCUCAAAUAACUGAGCUGCAAAUGAAGUCAAAGCUUGCUGCUUACUCUCUGCUCCUCAGCAUGACUCUUGCAGCUUUCUUCAUGACUUGGAGUGGAUGGAGAAAAUGGUUUGAAGAAAAAUACAGUUGGUGCAACAAGAAAACGUUUUACUACAAACUGAUUUUGGAAGAAGAGAAAAAAGUUCUGGAGGAGCUUUUGAGGAAAGAAGCAAAUGAAACUCUGACUAAAGAAAUCAUGAGCAACAUAAAAAGGAAAGACUGGGACGGCUGUUUAAAUGUUGCUCAACAAAUGAUCAAUAAAGCAAAACAUCAAAAACCAGAAGCAACCAACCAGCAGAUCAACUGGAUCAGUGAGGGGAGCUCCAACAGAGGGGGGCAGCAUCAUCAAGCAGCAGCACAUCAGCAGGCACAAAAGUAUGAGCUUCAAGCAUUGUCACAAGAGAUCAGAGACAGCGAACCAUUAUUUGAUGAAUCCUCCUGAAAGAGGAUUAUGAGAGGCAGCUACAGAAUCAAUGCAAGUUACCACAAGAAAUCGUGCCCAUCCAGCAGUCUGUUUUCUGAAUCUUACCUGGGUUCAUGUGUUGGGUUCAGCAGUCUAAGCAGAGACACCCAGACCUCCUUUCCUUUGCAACUUCCUGCACCAGAGGCCCAGUCUCUCUUUAUACAAUCUUUGUCAGACUAUGUAAAGUGUCCAUUUUGUGUUGUUGCUGUUUGUAAUGAUAAAUCUAAAGAACUUUUUUAUUAUGCUUUAUUGUCUCUGUAGCCUACUGAAAAUUCAGCUUUCAGAUUAAUAAAUAUACAAACUGAGUGCUGUAAAUAAAAAAACAUUCAUCAAAAUAAAUUCUUCUGCAAAAAAAGUCA